Messenger RNA from Salvia hispanica, 1863 nucleotides. The record is from RefSeq and is a predicted model, not a curated record. NCBI's taxonomy places the organism in Eukaryota, Viridiplantae, Streptophyta, Magnoliopsida, Lamiales, Lamiaceae.
AUGGAUCCAACGAAGGUCUCGGCCGUCUUACGAUGGCCCACUCCUUCCACCUUGAAGAGCAUUCGCGGUUUUCUUGGCUUGACGGGCUACUACCGCCGAUUCAUCAGGGAUUACGGCAAGAUCGCAGCUCCUCUCACAGCCCUUUUGCGGAAGCCGCAGUCACCUCCCUCCAAACAGCCGUGGCUGUGGCCAACGGAAGCAGCCAGGGCGUUCGAAGCACUUAAAAAGGCGCUGACUUCGGCGCCUCUCCUCCGUAUGCCGGAUUUCACAAAGGAGUUCAUCAUUGAAUGCGAUGCCUCGGGUUGCGGGUUGGGCGCGGUUCUAAUGCAGGAGCGCCAACCCGUCGCUUACUUCAGCAAGACACUUUCACCCCGAUGGCUCGCCAAGUCUGCUUACGAGAAGGAGCUCAUGGCUUUAGUGCUCGCAAUUCACCAUUGGCGCCCUUAUUUACUUGGUCGCCGCUUUGUAGUUCACACGGAUCAGCGGAGCCUCCGCCAACUCUUAGCCCACCCUCUCGCAACACCGGCACAGCAAAAUUGGGCUGCCAAGCUGUUGGGAUACGAUUUUUCAAUCGUAUACAAAGAGGGCCGACUGAACAAGGCCGCCGACGCCCUCUCACGUCGUGACAAGGCCCUCCUCGAGCUGUCGGCUGUAUCGCGAGCUACCUGGCCGGAGUGGACUUCAGUGCAGUCCUCCAUCGCAGCUGACCCGACAUUGGCCAAGAUUAAAACCGAGUUGGAGGCUGGCCGUCCCUCUUCCCCCCACUAUGAGCUGGUUCAUGGGACUCUAUUUUACAAAGGCCGAAUUGUCGUUCCCUCCCAGUCACCUUGGAUUCAGAAACUCAUUGCUGAGUUUCAUGUCACACCAACCGGGGGCCAUAGCGGAGCAUAUCGCACAUAUCGCAGGAUUGCUGCAAAUGCUGGUGAUUUCGACUGCAUUUUCGUCGUCAUCGACCGGCUGUCCAAGUAUGCACAUUUCAUCGGGUUGCGCCACCCGUUCUCGGCUCGCCAGGUGGCUGAUGCAUUUACGGCUGAGGUCAUCCGCCUCCACGGCAUACCUUGUUCGAUUGUCUCCGAUCGAGAUCCCCUGUUCCUAGGCUCGUUUUGGAAGGAACUCUUCCGUGCCACGAGAACUAAGCUGAAAAUGAGCUCGGCCUAUCACGCGGAGACGGACGGCCAAACGGAGGUGUUGAACCGUUGCCUCCAAACUUACCUACGUUGUUUCUCGUCGGAUAGGCCGAAGCAAUGGCACAAGAGGCUCCCUUGGGCUGAGUACUGUUACAACACCAGCACCCAUUCGCCAGCGGGUACUACUCCUUUUGCGGUGGUUUACGGCCGGCCACCCCCUACAAUCCAGGCCUUUCUACCCGGGGAGGUCAAAGCACAGGCGGUGGUGGACACACUCCGCUCUCGCGACGAAGCAUUGGAGCUGCUGCGCCACCACCUACAACGAGCCCAACAACGGAUGACUAUCACCGCUAAUAAGCACCGCCGCGAUGUCCAUUUUAGUGUGGGCGACUCGGUUUAUCUCAAGUUCCGACCGCAUCGCCAAUCUACUCUAUUCUCCGCAUGCAACAGGAAGCUGGCGCCUCGUUUUUCCGGCCCUUUCCGGGUCGCGGCGCGAAUCGGCGAGUCAGCUUACCGGUUGGACCUUCCAGACUUAGCUCGCACCCACCCGGUCUUUCAUGUGUCCUUGCUCAAGCGGGCCAUCGGGGACGAGGUGGCGGACCAGACCCUGCCAGAAGGAUUGAUCAAUCCCGAACCCCCUUUCCUCCCGGAAAGCGUGCUGGACCGUAGGGUGAUCGAGCGGGAGGGGCAACAGGUGAACCAAGUGUUACUCAAAUGGGAAGGGCUGGACAACUAA